GAAGGAGAAGAAUAAUAAGAAGAAGAAAGGGAAGAGUGGUGGUAGCAGAUUUGUGCAAUCUGGCGAAAUUCUGAUGUCAUUUGAAGAGUUUUGCGGAGGUCCCUUUUGGGACGGUCAACUGGAAUGGCGAGAAAGCAAUCCGGAUUUGACCUUCUGCCUCCAGCGAGUGGCUCUUCAGUGGAUUCCCUGCUUCUUUCUGUUUGUCUUCUCCGUUUAUGAAAUCUACAAAUAUGGUACUAGCCGCUUCCGAGACAUACCAUGGAAUUGGUACAACCUAUCAAAGAUGCUUGUCACAUUCAUGCUGAUGUGCAUGAACUGGAUCGAUCUGGGUAUGGUUGUCACCUUCAAAGACGAACAAGGACUGUUCGACGUCCAAAUUGUGACAGCGGUGCUAAACGCUGUAGCCUAUAUUCUUCUAAUUGUACUAAUGUUCUACCAACGACGGUAUGGCAUUCGAAGUUCCGGAACGUUCUUCAUCUUCUGGUUCAUGCGAAUGUUCUUCGGAAUCAUCCAGCUUCGAACGGAAGUGCAAAACAAGGAAAUCCGUGGAGAAGUCUCCGGUGAUGCUGUCAAUUUCUGGGAGUACCAGUACAUCAGCUAUAUCAUUCAGUACGCGUUGAUCUGCCUGAUUUUGGUAUUAGAGAUUUUCCCAGAUCAGGAACCAACCUACAGUGACUACCCGGAAGGGAAAAAACCUAGUCCAGAACUGGGAUCCAGUUUCUUCGUGCGGUUGUUCUUCCUGUACUUCGACUCGUUCACGUGGAGAGGUUUCCGGAAACCGUUGACAUCGGACGACAUGUAUGACAUCAAUCCGCAAGAUGCGUCCCGGGAGUUAGUUCCUCCGUUCGAUAAGUACUGGUUCGAGAGUGUGGAAAACAGUCGGGUGAAGCAGAUGACUGCCGAUAAGAAGGCUGGAAAGACAAACGUGGAGUACAAACCGCACUCGGCGACCUACGGGUCUGUACUGCCGGCAAUCGUCAAGGCAUACGGAGGUCCGUUUUGGUUUGCAGGUUUGUUCCAGCUGGCGAUUUCCGGACUGCAGUUUGCUUCUCCGUAUCUCAUGCAGGAACUGAUGAAAUGGAUCGCCCUGGACGGUCCCACUUGGCAAGGAGUCAUGCUGACAUUCGGCCUGUUCGCCACGUCCCUACUCAUCGCGCUGUUCAACGGCCAGUACUUCUACAACACCUUCUUGACGGGCUUCCGCAUCCGCACCGGUCUGAUCAGUGGCAUCUACCGGAAGGCGCUGAGAAUCUCCAGCUCAGCGAAAAAGGACACCACCGUUGGAGAGAUUGUGAACCUGAUGGCGGUGGACGCGCAGCGAUUCUUCGAACUGACCUCGUACCUUCACAUUCUUUGGUCCGGCCCGCUGAUAAUCGCCCUCUGUCUCUAUCUGCUGUACGAGAUCUUGGGAGUGGCCGUGUUUGCCGGUCUUGCCGUAAUGAUUGUGAUGACACCGAUCUCCGGGUUCAUGGCAACGAAAAUGCGCGAUCUACAGGUAGAGCAGAUGAAGAUCAAGGAUGAUCGCGUGAAGAAAAUGAAUGAGAUUCUUGGUGGAAUCAAGGUUCUUAAGCUGUACGCUUGGGAGAAGAGCUUCCAGGACUCUAUAUUGGAGGUUCGAGAUAAAGAAAUUGGUAUACUCAAGAAGAUGGCUUACUACGGAGCGGGAGUAUAUUUUACGUUUACCAUGGCUCCGUUCCUCGUCACCUUGAUUUCGUUUGCAGUGUACGUUUUGAUGGACGAGAACAACCACCUGGAUGCACAAACGGCCUUCGUAUCACUAGCUUUGUUCAACAUUUUGCGGUUUCCGCUGGGAUGGCUCCCUAUGAUGGUGACCUUCUCGAUGCAGGCUUGGGUAUCGAUCCAACGUAUCAACAAGUUUAUGAAUAGUGCCGAGUUGGACCCGAACAACGUUACGCACCACAAAAGUGACAAUGCGUUGCUUAUCAAGGAUGGGUCGUUCACUUGGGGAGAGGAAACGCUAACGUUGAAGAACAUUCAUCUGUCACUGAGGAAAGGUCAACUAUCGGCGGUCGUCGGAGGCGUAGGAAGUGGUAAGAGUUCGCUGAUCUACGCCCUGCUCGGAGAGAUGGAGAAGAUCAGUGGUUCGGUGAAUACAGAUGGCUCGAUUGCAUACGUUCCCCAGCAAGCAUGGAUUCAGAAUGCCACACUUCGGGAGAAUAUCCUGUUUGGAAAAACAUACGAUCUGCAGAAGUACGAUAGAGUGCUUGAAUGUUGUGCUCUCAAGCCAGAUCUGGAGAUGCUACCGGGUGGAGAUUUAACCGAAAUCGGUGAGAAAGGUAUCAAUCUGUCCGGUGGACAGAAGCAGCGAGUUGCCUUAGCUCGAGCCGUCUACGCAGAUGCCGAUGUCUACCUGUUUGAUGACCCGUUGAGUGCAGUCGAUGCCCACGUUGGAAAGCAUAUCUUCGAAAAAGUUAUUGGUCCGCAAGGCAUUUUGGUUGGAAGAUCGAGACUGUUGGUAACACACGGUAUUUCGUUUUUGCCGUUUGUGGAAGAGAUCUACGUUGUGAAGGAUGGAGAGAUAUCGGAAAGCGGUUCCUAUCAGCAGUUAUUGGAUCAGAAGGGAGCAUUUUCCGAAUUUUUGACUCAACACAUCCAGGACUUGGACGAAGAGGACGAAGAAAUUCAAAUUCUACAGGAGGUGCUAAAGGAUGACGCUUCGCAGCACAUCGUUAAACGGUUAAUUUCCGUUCGUUCAAAUCAAUCUGAUGAAAACGUUCCACGCAAACGUAUCAGUCGACAGGAAACCAGAACUAGCAUCAAGAAGGACCAACCGGAUCAAACGAAGAUAGACAACACUACACUCAUCGAAAAGGAAGAAUCGGCCACCGGAGCCGUCACGCUAGCUGUCUACAUGAAGUACAUUAAAGCAAUUGGUCUAUCGUUAGGUCUGUGGUCCAUCUUGUUCAGUAUCAUCACGCAAGGCAGUGGAAUUUACUCCAGUAUUUGGUUAACGGAUUGGUCGGAAGAUCCGGAAGCCAUCACCGAUACGUCCGUUCGCGACAUGUAUCUUGGAGUUUACGGUGCCUUGGGAGGCGUUCAGUCGAUCGCUCUGUUCAUCAGUUCCGUAGCGUUAGGUUUGGGUUGUUUGAAGGCAGCCAAAGAGCUGCACGAUAAGCUACUGGCAAGUUCAAUGAGGAUGCCUAUGUCAUUCUUUGAUACGACUCCUCUGGGUCGAAUCAUCAAUCGCUUCUCCAAAGACGUGGACGUUAUGGAUAACGUCCUUCCUGCGACGAUUCGAGCUUGGCUGUAUUUCUUCUUCAGUGUCAUUGGUGUUUUUGUCGUUAUCGGUACAUCAACACCUAUCUUCCUGGCCGUUGUACCACCUUUGAUGGUUAUCUACUACUUCAUCCAGAAAAUUUACAUUGCAACCUCACGUCAGCUGAAGCGUUUGGAGUCAGUUACUCGAAGUCCCAUCUAUUCGCACUUUGGCGAGAGUAUCAGCGGUCAAUCGACGAUUCGGGCGUAUAACGAGCAGGCACGAUUCACCCUGGAGUCCGAGGACAAAGUGGACUAUAAUCAGAAAGUGUCAUAUCCCACGAUCAUCGCGAAUCGAUGGUUGGGAAUACGAUUGGAAAUAGUUGGAAGCUUGGUAGUGCUGUUCGCAGCCAUGUUUGCCGUAUUAGCAAAGGGCACCAUUGGACCGGCCACUGUGGGAUUGUCGAUCUCGUAUGCGCUUCAGAUCUCCGCUACGUUGAGUUUUAUGGUAAGAAUGACGGCUGAAGUGGAGACUAACAUUGUGGCGGUUGAACGAUUGGAGGAGUACACCGAAUUGCCACGUGAAGCCGAGUGGCAGAAGGGAUCAGUUGAUAAAAGUUGGCCAUCGGAAGGCAAGGUGGAGUUCAAAGAUUUCAAACUGCGGUACAGGGAAGGGCUCGAGUUGGUCGUCAAGGGAAUUUCGAUCAAUGUGAUGGGAGGACAGAAGGUUGGAAUCGUUGGAAGGACCGGUGCCGGAAAGUCCAGUUUAACACUGGGUUUGUUCAGAAUUGUGGAAGCAGCCGGUGGUAAAAUCAUCAUCGAUGGUGUUGACAUCUCGCAGAUAGGUCUGCACCAGCUGCGAAGUCGCUUGACUAUCAUCCCUCAGGAUCCGGUUAUGUUUUCCGGAAGUCUCCGCAUGAAUAUCGAUCCAUUCGGGACCUACUCGGAUGAUCAGGUGUGGAAGGCGUUGGAGCUGUCACAUUUGAAGACCUUCGUGAAGGGGUUGCCAGCUGGAUUGGAGCACGAGGCUGCCGAGAAUGGUGAGAAUCUCUCCGUUGGUCAGCGCCAACUGAUCUGCUUGGCACGAGCAGUUUUGAGGAAAACGAAAGUAUUGAUAUUGGACGAAGCAACUGCCGCGGUUGAUUUGGAAACGGAUGACUUGAUUCAGAAAACAAUCCGCACGGAAUUUGCAGACUGUACAAUCCUAACGAUUGCCCAUCGUCUCAACACUAUCCUCGAUUCUGAUCGGGUUUUGGUGCUGGACAAGGGCCUCGUAGCAGAGUGUGAUGCGCCACAAAGUCUUCUAGCCGAUAAGAAUUCAAUAUUCUACGGAAUGGCCAAAAAUGCGGGUAUUGUUAGCUAGUAUUUGUUCCGGGGAGUGUUGGCCGAUUGAUUAUUAAAAAUUGUUAU
Messenger RNA from Ochlerotatus camptorhynchus, 4626 nucleotides. Its product is annotated as multidrug resistance-associated protein 1-like. Gene Ontology annotation, biological process: transmembrane transport. Gene Ontology annotation, cellular component: membrane. Bases 74 to 4579 code for a protein of 1501 amino acids. The transcript is spliced from 7 exons. NCBI's taxonomy places the organism in Eukaryota, Metazoa, Arthropoda, Insecta, Diptera, Culicidae. Gene Ontology annotation, molecular function: ATP binding; ATP hydrolysis activity; ABC-type transporter activity. The record is from RefSeq and is a predicted model, not a curated record.